CUGCUAGUUUAGGCCGGUGUUCUACCCUAAAAUGGCGGCUCCCUUAGUGUUGGUGCUUUUGGUAGCCGUAACGGUUCGGGCCGCUUUAUUCCGCUCCAGCCUGGUCGGACUCAUCGCUGAGAGGGUGGAGGUGGCGUCUCCUUUAAAUGCCUGGAAACGAGUUGUUGAAGGACUAGCCUUACUUGAUUUGGGUGUAUCUCCGUAUUCCGGGGAUAUCUUUCAUGAAACACCAUUUAUAAUAUACCUCUUUCAUUUCCUGAUUGAUUAUGCUGAACUAGUAUUUAUGUUUACAGAUAUUUUGACAGCUAUAGCACUUUAUUUAGCUGUUCAGGAUUACAACAAAGUUUUGUUUAAAAAGCAAAAACUGCUAAUAGAAUUGGAUAAAUAUGCAUCUGAUGCUGCAGAGCUUAUCCGGACUCCUGUAGAAAUGUACUAUGUUCCUCUCAAAGUAGCACUGUUUUACCUGUUGAAUCCAUACACUGUGUUGUCUUGUGUGGCAAAAUCCACCUGUGCCAUCAACAAUGCUAUAAUUGCCUUCUUCAUUUUGGCAACAAUAAAAGGUAGUACUUUUCUGAGUGCUGUAUUUCUGGCAUUAGCAACAUACCAGUCUUUGUAUCCUCUUACCUUGUUUGCACCAGCCCUUCUCUAUUUAUUACAGCGUCAGUUCAUACCAGUGAAAAUGAAAAGCAAGGAGUUCUGGUUUUACACCAUACAAUAUGCGGGACUAUAUUUGGGAAGUCUGAUAGUGAUAAUUUGCCUCUCAUUCUUCCUCCUCAACUCAUGGGAUUUCAUUCCAUCUGUUUAUGGUUUCAUCCUUUCUGUUCCAGACCUGACACCCAAUGUUGGCCUUUUCUGGUACUUCUUUGCUGAAAUGUUUGAACACUUCAGUCUCUUUUUUGUGUGUGUUUUUCAAAUCAAUGUCUUCUUCUACACUAUUCCAUUAGCGCUAAAAUUAAAGGAACAUCCCAUGUUCUUCAUGUUUGUUCAGUUGGCCAUCAUUUCCAUCUUUAAGUCCUACCCAACUGUAGGUGAUAUUGCUCUCUACAUGGCCUUCCUUCCUCUCUGGAGCCAUUUAUAUCAGUUUUUGCGGAAUGUCUUCAUACUUUCCUGUGUUCUCAUUGUCUGUUCCCUGCUGUUCCCGGUUUUAUGGCAUCUGUGGAUUUAUGCAGGAAGUGCAAACUCCAAUUUUUAUUAUGCAAUCACAUUGACAUUCAAUGUAGGCCAGAUUUUUCUCAUCUCAGAUUAUUUUUAUGCCUUCCUGCAGAGGGAAUACUAUCUCAUUCACGGAAUCCAUUUAAUAAGAAAAGAUAGGACAGAUCCUAUGUUGGUUCUUAAAUAAUCCUGGCAUUUGAUGUGACUUGAGGAAUAGACAUUUAUGGAAAAAAAGAUGAUACUAAAGUGGGUGGGGACCUGAUUUUUGGGAAGAAACUGUUUUGCAUAUGGAGAAUGGGCUGCGAUAUGGGAAUACGCUAAUCCUGAUGCAGAGUUGGUACUAAGAACCGGUGAACAAGGUGGAAGAGACUGCCUUUAUAUCCUGCAUCCCUAUUUAAAGCUGUUUCCUCCAUCCAUAGCAUUGCUGUGAACCCUGUUCAACAAUCCUUGAGAUUCUUCAGGUAAACUGCAUUGGGACUUACAACCAAAAUGAGCUUUUGUACCUAGAAGCAAGGCGGUAGGUGUUGGUGAUAAUGAUGAUUUCUGGGAACACUUUUGAGAAGUUUUUUUCAGGAAACAAAUAAUAUGCAUUAUUUUGGUUCUUACUGCUGUGCUUCCUUUGCUGUAAUUGUUCAUUUACCUGCCUAAAUUUACAGACGUCUUUGGAGGAAGGGCAGCUAUAUGAAACUUCUUGUCCUAAUACUAGAAGCUAGGAGGCCUGGUAACGGCACGGUGCUCUAGACAGAAGGUGGAUUCUGAACCAGUCUGGCAGACAUGGAGAGCUAAAUCCCAGAUUUUAAAAGACAGUGGCCAGGAUUAGGAUUUAGAGUUAGGUCAUGAGGUGGUGAGGUGGGUAGAAUUUGCUCACUUUUCUUUAAGGGAAAAUAGUGUUUCUCUGCUGUGUUAUUUGGCAAUUAGUUUUAAGGAAGAGAGAUUAACACAGCAUGAUACAGGAAACUUUCCCUCCCC
This is a messenger RNA of Protobothrops mucrosquamatus (brown spotted pit viper), 2121 nucleotides long. It is a transcript of the gene PIGU, whose product is annotated as phosphatidylinositol glycan anchor biosynthesis class U. The transcript has 12 exons. Gene Ontology annotation, cellular component: membrane; GPI-anchor transamidase complex. Gene Ontology annotation, biological process: attachment of GPI anchor to protein; protein localization to cell surface. The record is from RefSeq and is a predicted model, not a curated record. NCBI's taxonomy places the organism in Eukaryota, Metazoa, Chordata, Lepidosauria, Squamata, Viperidae. The coding region runs from base 32 to 1339 and encodes 435 amino acids.